GACAAGCCUAAGACCAUGCCCAUUUCUUCCUCUAUUGUCCAUGAAGCUCCUCAUGAGCUUAAGCAGGAAUCAGUCCCGUCCCAUUUUGACGCCUCCACCCUCCCAGUAGAGGCAAUGUUUCCCCCUGCUAGGGACAGGAUUUCUGUGUCUUUAGGACUUCCCAAAAACUCUUCCAAACUUGUCAAAAUGAAUUAUAACAAACCUACCCCCAAAACACGCUCCAAGCCCUUAAUCAAACCUGUGGGUUGGGUCUCACCCAAUACUUGGGACAGUCGCAACUGUGGUGAGAUAGAGGGUGAUUAUGUAGAUCUGCUUGAUUUUGCAAAGGACACAGAGGCUUUCGAUAAACCUGACAGCCACCCAAAUUCUCCUGGUCCCAUUUCAUUCAAACCGGUUCGGCCCCCUCCACCUAUACCAGCAGAGAGAAGUGCCCACUGUGGACGUACCCUGAGGUAUGCAGAGCAGCCUUGUUCACCAUGCAGCCAGAGGAAGCUGGGGCAUGAGCCCACUGAUCCAGAGUUGAAGUGCCGGUACAGAGAUUCUUACCUGGCAGCAUUGCGAAACCCAAUCACAUUCGAGAAGGUAAGUACAGACCUCCUGACUGCUCUGGAAGAGGUUGGGCUUUUUGAAGAAGGGCAGUUUGGACCCAAAGGUACAAUUGUAACUCAAGGGAAUGAGCUACAGGACUCUUGUGACCACUGCAAAGAACCUACAGUGUGUCAUGAGCCACACCAGAAUGAACAAUGCUGUAUAACAACACAGGGGAACUCUGUAUCUCACCUCAAGCAAACGUCCACAAGUGAUGUAUCAGGAAACUCUGAGAGGGAUUUGCCCACGGUUUAUAAAUUGACUCCAGGGGGAAGUCAUAGCCAGGACAUGCAGGAAAAUUUGAUUUCCCAACCAACAGGACAUGAAUCCAUUGUGCAUCCAAUACCAGAUGCUCCUCAUCCGAUUUUGGAGACCCUUGACAAUAAUGUUAAAUAUCAGAUAGUGGAGGUUGUUAAACCUUUGGGGAAGCACAAAGCUAAGCUAAGGUCUCUGUCAGCGGUGUCAGAAACAUCCAAAGGGAGUCCACAUCUUCAUAAAGCAGGCACCAGGAGCCAUAGUGACGUUUGCCCUGAAAUGAUCCCAAGCAUUUUGCAAUGCAAGAAAACCACAGCCCUUGGUCUAAUAACUCCAAAACUGGAGAGAUGGCAGUCUCCCAAAAAUGAGUCUGAAUCUGGCAAGAGCGAAACACCUUCCACUACCGCUGGACUGGCCUCUAAACUCCAGGAUGUGAAGAGAGACAAGCCAUCAUCUCCUCAAGCCCAGCUGGCCUCCCUGAAUUCUGAUGUCCCCCUUUCCCCCCAAUCUCAAGAAUCCCCUUUCAGAAGCAUCAGUGGCCUUCUUCAACUUGGCAUAAUCUGUUUACCAGGUGGCAGAGACAAAACAGGGAGAGCGGUUGUGGAGGUGUAUGCCGACAGAAAGGAAUGGACAUCCCCUCUGGUAUCAGCCCAGGACGUCUGUAAGCUGCUGCUCUACCUACACUCCAUACCCAGGAAAGACAUCCGAGAUCUGGGAAUGACUUUGGUACUUGAUGCCAGGAAGAAGACCCCUCCUCCUCUCCUACACAAAUCCCUGUUGAUGGCCCAGGAGCAAGCUCUUCAUGCUGUCCACAGUAUCGUGAUGCUAGUGGACAAAGACACCUGUCCUCGCCCUGAAAGACAGCAUGGGUUACAGAUGGAUGUGGUGACCUCUUUAAAGGCCCUGAACAAGAUGGUGGAGGGUUCCCAGCUGACCUCUGAACUGGCCGGGACAUUUACAUACAGCCAUGCUGAUUGGCUGCAGUUCCAUCAGCGGCUGGUUUCUUUCAUGACCGACCUGCAAGGGGCGGAUGGUUUGCUCCAGAGGGCCAUCCACAAAGUGGAUGGCAACAAAAAAAUGGACACUGCUCAGGACGUGCAGCAAUGCAUCCAGGAACAGAAGGCCUUGAUGAAAGAGGUGUUGGAAGAUUCCCGGCUAGUCACUCUUCAGAGAGAGGGUGGGGCCGUGCUGGCCAGAAUGAGGAGAGAGGAGUUUCGGUUUCCACAGUCAGAGGACUACAGAGAUGCUCUAGAGUCAGUUACGGGUCUGUAUAACCAAGUGGAAGAGAAGGUCCACACACUUGUGAUGAGAUCUAAUGAAUCCCUGCAACACCUCGAGUUCCUCUUCAGGCUCAGAGAGAUUGAGGGCAAAAUCCACAUGGAUGGGACGUGGUUCAACAUAGAGGGGGAGCAGAGACUAAAGGCCUCCAACCCGACUGAUGAAUCCCUGAAAAGCUUCGAGAAGGCCUUGCAGCACUUUGACUCUUUUCUCAAACAAGUUAAGGAGAAAAAGCAGCAUGCCAUGAUGCUAGUGACGGAGGCAGAGAGCAUUCUGGGGAUGAGUGACUCCAGCCCCACGACAGAUGUAUUUCGAACUGUGGUCAGCACUUUUAAAUCCAAUGUGGACGACUUCCUGUUGCGGGCAGAACAAAAGCAUAAAGAACUGGACACAUUGGUGUAUUUUUACCGCUUUUGUGAACAGGCAUCAGCCCUGGCCAAAGAAUGUUGUCAUUAUCUGGAGCAAGUAGAGAAAGGGUGUUACCCGGCUAAGACUUUUCUAAGUACACUCAAGAUGUAUGAGGAGAGAUUAGCUGGUGAAUUCUCAACCCAGCGCUUCCAGGCUGUGAAAGCCAAGGCCUGUGCCUUGGGAUCAGGGGCGAUGAAGAUGUGGAACGCAUCCCAGGUUCAGUACCAAGAAGUCAUUCAACGUCUGGCGGAGAGAAAGAAAAAGAAGAUGAAUGGCGUAGAUAAGAACCAGAGCCAGCAUGCCACAGCUGCAGUCUCUCAGGGGAAAUCAGAAGUGCCAGGGAGGGAGGUGGGGAAGAGGGAAAUAGGGGAGGCUGGUUCCUCCUUGACCCGAGAGACGGAGCUGGACAGUAUCUCAGAGGCUCUGAAGGAAAGCAGAGACAGUGGUGCCAUGGAAAGCACCAAUGUUGUAUUUUCAAACCAUUUGAAAUCUGACUUGAAAGAAAGCAAAGAUGCCAUUACACAACAGUUACAUGAAACAACAGUAAAACAAGAAAAUGCUGAUCUGAUACUGGUUGCGCCACAAAAUGCUGACUGCAAUUUCGGGGUCAAAUGGAGGCCAAGAGAGCACCACAGUGAGGCAGACCUCAGGCAGGUAGACUCCACGAGCCACGGAAGGGAGUUUCCAUUGCACCAAGCGUUAGGUCGUUCCCUCAGUGAAGGGUCAUGUGUGAGCUCCCCUCUGUCAUCCACUUCUGGUUUCUCACCUUUCACUAUGGGACUCAACCACUGCCGGAUUGGGACACACCCACUGAGACUGAGUUUGCAGACCACUGCCAAAAAUGUACUCAUCUCUGGCAAAGAAAGUUUCAUCUCAGGUCACUCAUGCUUUGAGUCAAAUAAGGACAAUAACAGUGUAAAAGAGGAUGAUCCCGGCCAGGAAUCUUUUGUCCCUGGUCACAACCUUCAAGAUUCGUCACUACAAGAGGGAUUAUUUGUAAACAAUGCACCAGCAAAACACUAUGACAAAAUUUUGAAACUGCAAAAGAUCAUAGAAGAGCUACUGUCAACAGAGAGGGAGUAUGUGAGGGCGCUGGGCUAUGUGCGAGAGCACUACUUCCCUGAGCUAGAGAGGGCCGACGUUCCCCAGGAUCUCAGGGGCCAGAGGGGGAGCAUCUUCGGCAACUUAGAGAAGCUCCAUGACUUUCACCACCAUCAUUUCCUGCAGGAGUUGGAGAACUGCGUGAAAGAGCCCUUUAGAGUGGGACGCUGCUUUCUCCGACAUAAAGACAGCUUUGCUUUGUAUGCUCUCUACAGCAAGAACAAACCCCAGUCUGAUAAUCUACUCAUCAGUCAUGGACAGAGCUUCUUUAAGGAAAAGCAGCUGCAGCUGGGAGAUAAAAUGGACCUGUGGUCUUAUUUGCUGAAGCCUGUGCAGCGAAUCAGUAAGUACAGCUUGCUGCUCCAGGACAUGGUGAGGGAGUGUGGUCCACAGCAGAGCAAGGAGAUGGCAGAGGUCCAGGCUGCCCUUGAGGUCAUCCACUUCCAGCUCCGCCAUGGCAACAAUCUGCUGGCCAUGGACGACAUCCACCAGUGUGAUGUCAACCUGAAAGAGCAAGGACAACUGGUUCGCCAAGAUGAGUUUCUGGUCACAUUCAGGAAGAAAAAGUGCUUCCGGCAUAUUUUCCUCUUCCAUGACCUCAUUCUCUUCAGCAAGACCAGGAAGACUGAUGUUGGCAAUGAUAUCUACAUCUACAAACAGUCAUUCAAGACAUCGGACAUAGGAAUGACCCACAACAGUGGCGAGAGUGGCCUGUGUUUUGAAAUCUGGUUCCGGCGGAGGAAGAGUCAGGACACGUACGUGCUGCAGGCAGCCAGCCGACAGGUGAAGGAAGCCUGGACCAAAGACCUGGAGCGGAUCCUCUGGGAUCAGGCUGUGCAUAACAGAGAGGUCCGUAUGCAGGAAAGAGUGUUCAUGGGUAUAGGAAACAAACCCUUCAUGGACAUCCAGCCCAGCGAUGCAGCCAUACAUGACAGAGCCGUCAACUAUGUGCUGAUGGGAAGAGAGGGCAAGGUGCUGGGCUCCAUGGGGGCGAGCGGCACACAGGGUGGGCCUCAUGCUGUGCGGCCAAACUCUGACGGCUCGGGCAGCAGUUCAUCUUCUGCAAGCAGUCUUUCAUCUUGCUCCUCCGGAAGAGGCUCCCUGUCCCCCAUGGGAUACUUGUGUGGGCCAAAGCAGAGGGGGGUUUCAGGGUGCCCCGGAGGAUAUGUACCUCCCCCUGGAGUGCUCGAGGAGGAUGACCUGGACCAUGAGAGUGGGAGUCAGAACCUGCUUUUGGACAGCUCGGAGUCAUCAGGAGAGAGCGUGAGCGGCUUCAGCAGUUCAGGUCACAGCUACCUCUCCGCUGUGGGAGGGGAGACGGAGGACACCACAUCCAUAUGCACCUCUACACUCACCAUAAAGGAGGCAGCACCGGCCCAUGAAGUUAAGCCCUCUACGGACUUCCAUAAACCUAACAGUCCUGCGAGGGCUUCACAGAGAACUGCACCACCAGUUGCACCCAAACCACUUCUAAACCACACCAAGGAUCUGUCCUGCAGCAAGGCUCAGAACCCAAUUGUGGGAAAAUCCACUGAGGUUUGAAUUGUUUUCGAGAUUUUGCAACAGCUCAAGAGGGGUCAAGAAAAAGCCUUACCAUGGUACCGUAUGUAGAAGACUAUCGUAACAGACUUUAUAACCAUGUUUUAUAAUGGCUAAUGUACACCAUAACCACUAUUUUUAUGCUACAACUAAACAAGCAGUUAAGGAAAAGUGUACACUUUUUGGGGGGGGAUUCCCCCCCCCCUUUUUAUCCCCAAUUGUAUCCAGCCAAUUCCCCCCACUCUUCCGAGCCGUCCCAGUCGCUGCUCCACCCCCUCUGCCGAUCCGGGGAGGGCUGCAGACUACCACAUGCCUCCUUCAAUACAUGUGGCAUCGCCAGCUGCUUCUUUUCACCUGACAGUGAGGAGUUUCACCAGGGGGACGUAGCGCGUGGGAGGAUCACGCUAUUCCCCCCAGUUCCCUCUCCCCCCCGAACAGGUGCCCUGACCGACCAGAGGAGGUGCUAGUGCAGCGACCAGGACACAUACCCACAUCAGGCUUCCCACCCGCAGACACGGCCAAUUGUGUCUAUAGGGACGCCCGACCAAACUGGAGGUAACAUGGGGAUUCAAACCGGCGAUCCCCAUGUUGGUAGGCAACGGAAUGGACCGCUAUGCCACCUGGAUGCCCCAAGUGUACACUAUUUUUUAAUAAAAAUGUGAUAUCUGCCUAUUUUAAAUCAAGCUAGUUUCAUAGCACAAGGGGCUAUUGAAAUGAUGUAAAAAAAAAAAAAAAACAGGGAAACGGUUGGUGAUCUAACCAGAUGCUCAUAUCAUGAUACUGCAAUUUGAAAACUGCAGUUCAGUUACGUGGCAAAGCCCUAUUGGUCGAACGAAACUGUUCUGUAUAGACAUCUUGUUCUCAUCGAGUCCAGCUUCCAUAGUGUGAAGAACGAAAUAAAAAAGACACUACUAAUCCAUCUCUGUCAGUGUUUUGACUUGAGUCUUCUACUUAUCUUACUUAUGAAGCAGUUUGGUAGCGCUGUACAAGUACAGUCAUCUGCAAAUAGUAUGUUUCCUAUGACAGUGAGCCAUUUUUACUAUUUUCAUUACCUUUUAUUAACACUGUUUGUGAGAACUUAAGUUUUACUGAUGUGCAGAUAUGGUAUCUACAUUUGUAGGGUUUUCCAUUUGAAAUACAGGAUGUUUGUGUUGAUAAUGCAUAUGAUUGUAGGUGUUUUUUGUUUUUCUUUACUAUUAAUGAAUUCAUGGUCAUUUGUCAUCCUGCUACUGUAUGAUAAGCCAAAACUAUUAAUCAUGAAAUAUCUGAGCACCAAUAUCAACGGCUGACUUCUGGCUACACUUUUGGACCUGCUCUAUCUGUCAGGGAUUUUUGUCACAGAUAUAUCCCAAGACAUAACAUAUUUAUAACGAGACCUGUAUGUUAGAGAAUGUUCCUGCACAUGUACGUGUAAUAAAUAAACGAGUGUAACCAGGUCA
Molecule: messenger RNA, 6608 nt
Organism: Lampris incognitus (smalleye Pacific opah)
Lineage: Eukaryota; Metazoa; Chordata; Actinopteri; Lampriformes; Lampridae
Gene: quob
Product: quattro
Exons: 22
Coding region: 16-5172 (1718 amino acids)
Molecular function (GO): guanyl-nucleotide exchange factor activity
Source: RefSeq, a predicted model, not a curated record